Messenger RNA from Macrosteles quadrilineatus (aster leafhopper), 5699 nucleotides. Its product is annotated as complex I assembly factor ACAD9, mitochondrial-like. NCBI's taxonomy places the organism in Eukaryota, Metazoa, Arthropoda, Insecta, Hemiptera, Cicadellidae. The transcript has a single exon. Bases 194 to 2125 code for a protein of 643 amino acids. Gene Ontology annotation, molecular function: acyl-CoA dehydrogenase activity; flavin adenine dinucleotide binding. The record is from RefSeq and is a predicted model, not a curated record.
UCCUUCACCUUCGUUUCGGUGUUGUUAUGUGUAAUUAUCUUUCAGAAGAAUGGUUUUAUUAUAGGUUAUUAAAGUUAUACCAACUAUAAGUUACCAAGAGACUGUGCGUUCUAUGUUGCCCAAUGUUUUGUUUUAGGCUAUAUAAGGAAUUCAUGUAAGUUUUCCUAGAGCAGUAUUAUUUAGACUCAUCAACAUGGUAAACAUUUUCCCAAUCAUGUUCCCGGCCAAGAUUUCAAGAUCGCUAUGUAUUACCGGUACCAGGGCACAACCAAUUUGUUUUAACGCUAUAAGACAAUCUUCAAACCACUCACUUGUUGCCGAGAAGGAUGUAAGAACAUCCCUAAAAGUCAACAAGAAACCUUCAAAGCCGCCAUUCAUGAAAAAUGUUUUCUUGGGAAUUUAUGAUAAAGACAUGUUAGUUUACCCUGAGUUGGAUAAACCAAGACUGCAAGAGCUAAAGAAGCGCAUGGAACCUGUUAAAAGUUAUUUCAAAAGUAAUGUUAAUCCUGAAAUUCUAUCAUCAUUGAAGAUUAUCCCUAAUGAAAUCAGAGAGAGCUUGAAACAACUUGGACUCUAUGGACAGUCAAUCCCAGAGAGCUAUGGGGGUUCUGAUCAGACAGCCACAGAAACAGCUUAUAUUAAUGAGGUCAUUGGUAACGAUAUUGACAUUGCUUUGACAUUAUACUCCCACAAUUUCCUUGCUACUCAAAGUAUACUUAUGUAUGGAACUGCCCAGCAGAAAGAGAAGUAUCUACCCUUAUUGGCCACAGGAGAGCUCACAGCAGCAUUUUGUAUGUCAGAAAGCAUCAGCAGUUCUGAUCUUGCAUCUUUAUUGACAACGGCUGAGCCCAAUGAAGAUAAUCCAGACAUGUACCUUGUCAACGGUAAGAAGCUAUGGGUUAUUAAUGGAGGCAUUGCUAAUUUAUUUAUUGUGUUGGUGAAAUACAACUACAAAUCGCAUCAUGGGAAAAUGGUUCCUCUUGUUCGGUUAAUGAUAGUUGAACGAGAAUAUCCCGGGAUUACAGUAUCUCCACCCAAGGAGCACAUUGGUCUGAAAGCGUCAAAUAUAUGUGAGGUGCACUUUAACAACACUCCUGUUCCUAAAGAAAACUUUAUUGGGAAUGAAAUGCAGGGUUUUGAAAUGUGUACUCAAGUGUUAAGUAGUGGACGGUACAACAUAGGUGCAAUAACAGUUACUUUACUUAAAAACCUACUAAGUACAGCCUGUUCCUUUGUUAUCGAUAGAAGACAGUUUGACAGACAAUUGAUUGAUUGUGAAAGAAUUCAGGAUAAAGUGGUUGAAAUAGCUACUCGUAUUUACACAUUAGAGAGUAUGACCUACCUUACAACUGGUAUUCUAGACACCUAUGAAAGUGCUGAUUGUUUGCUCGAACUUGCUAUUAUUAAAAUAUUUAGCUUUACUGAAGGACGAUAUGCUUUGGAUCUUAUUAUGGAAUUAAUGGGAGGCAGAGCGUUUCUUGAGUCUGAGAUUGUUCAGAAAUAUUUUAAAGACUUUCGUACAAUGGAGGUAUUUGAUGGGACAACUGACAUUGCUAAACUGAUGGUAGCACUGCUUGGCCUACAGCACACUGGGAUCACGUUGCAUGAGUCCAACAAGAAAGCAAGAUUUCCCUAUGAUAACGCAGGAUUUGUUUUUAAGCGCUUUUUCGAAAACAGGUUGCAAAUAAAGGAUGAACCAAAGCUCACACUUGGAUUAUUUGAACAGUUACAUCCGUCUUUGACAAUCGCAGCAAAUGAGCUUGAGUAUUGUGUUCACCGUUUACAAUUUGCAGUAAGUGUACUCUUUGAACGUUACGGUUCUGAAGUAGUUAACCAGCAGAUAGAACUGAUGAGAAUAACUGAUGCAGCUGUUAAAAUAUAUGCAAUGACAGCAGUCCUAGGGAGAUCAUCAAGGUCAUACUGUUUAGGCUUGCGCAAUGGAGAGACGGAAGUGAAAUAUGCCAUGAAAAUCUGUUCUGCUUAUAAAAAAAUUGUUAAACAAGAGAUCAACUAUCUUCUUGAAGGAAUUCCCUCUACAGGUGAUAUUGUUUCUACAAACUAUGGUCCUGAUAUCUUUAGGCAUCAUGGUUAUUACUUGGAGCACCCAUUAGAAAGGACUUAUUAAAUUUCCCUUUUGUGUAAAGCUCUAAAACUAGGCCCUAUUUUUAAUAUUUUCCUUUAAAAACAAGAAUUUAAAUAAAAUUGUAUUCACAUUUUCCAGUAUAUUUAAAAAAAAACAUACUAAAUGGGGCAAAAAUGAAUUUUGGUUUCUCCGGUUAUUGUUACAUUAGGCCUAAACCAUAGAUAAAACAUGGGCCCUCCCUUGUAUUGCUUAGUCUAUGCCUAAAUUUAGUUCUGACAAGACCAGUUUUGUUUAAUUUACUUUCUACUUUUUUUAAAAUAGAGUGUUUAAGGCCUAGGCUACUUUUAAUCAAUUAAACUAAUAAAACAUCAUUCUUUACAUAAACAUUUAAAAUAAUUAGGCCUAUUAGAAGAUUUACUUAUUUUUUUGUAGGCCAGUGUAAAAUGUUUUGCUGUAGCUCUUGUAUAUUUUUUAAGCCUUUUAGAGAUUUUAUUGAUAGCCUACAUGUCUAUUGUUUUGAGAACUAAGAUUAGGUAGGCUACUAUUCUCAGCUUUAAUUUUCUUAAAGAAGUCUUUGUCAUUCACAAAGUGUGAAUUUAGAGUUUUUUUCUUCACUGAAUGUGGUAGUAUAUUUCGAGUUCUAGUUUUACUUUGCUUAGUACUUUUCCACAAAGCGUCAACAGCCAAGACUAGGCCUAACUUAUCUAUUCCAGAACCUAGGAAUCAUCAUUGUUGGUGGGAUUAAACCUAAGUAAAAGUAGCUGAUAUCUAUUUGGUCUUAAAACAUGUAAAACAUUAUUAAGUACCGGUAGCCUAAAGCCUUUUAGAUAGUGCAGGUAGUCUUUUAUGGUUCUGGUCAGCCUAUUUUAAACUAAGGGUUGGGUCCAUGUCCUAAGCCGGUUUUGUUCACCAAAAGAGGUGGCAUGCUCUUCAAUAGCCUACUGAGUUUACUAAUGGUGUCUUGGGAGCCCUUUAGCGACAAUCAAUUUUCUGUAGGUAAUGUUAUUAAUACAAAUAAUAGCCCUUAACAUUGUGGUUUAAGUACAGUAGGCUACCUAACAAUUAAUAUACCUUGAACAAUCCCUGUUAAUUUGUUACCAAAUUUCACGCAAAUCGGUUAGUACCUAUUUAAAUUUUUUUGCAACAUACAAAUAAGCCAAUGUUUAAUUAACUAAACGUAAUAAAUUAACAGAAAUGUUUAGAUAUACCACAAUACCGCACUGUUUUAGUUGUAUUUGGAAUAUUAAAGAGAAUUACUUGUUGCUAUUGGGGCCCCCCCAAACAUAGCAUAGCCUAAUGUUGCAUAGUCUCCAUUAACAGGAAUAACAAACUUGUAAAUAUAAACAUUAUAAGCUCCAUCAUAAAUUAGUUCAACAGCUGUUUCAGUAUGCCAGGUCUGUGGCAUUGCCACUUUUGUCUUGCCACGGCCUUAUAUUAGAGGAGGCUAUGAAUAAAUACAAUCAAGCUUAUUCAAAUUGAAAAUUAAUUGACCUUAAAUAUAUCUCUGUUAGUCAUCACUUACACUUCAAAUGUUUGUAAAAUUUGCAAAAAUGAUUUCCAUUCAAAAUGUUUUGAAACGGGAAAGUGCCAUGGCCUUCUGACGGCUUAUCCUCCCCACGACAAAACCUACCAAAAUUUAACGUCAUUGAAGUUAUUUCAAAUCGGAAAUGUACGACUAUGGCAUACUAGAUUCAAGUCUGAUCUAAAAUAGGCCUAUAGGCCUGUUACUAAUUUAGUGGGAAUUUAGAACAUAAAAAUCACAGGCGUAAAGGCUACCAAUGUUUAAGCAACUCCACUCGGAGAGAGGGGUGGUCAGCAAUGACAUAAAAUUUCGGACAUAAAAAGCGCCUUUCACAAAUAUCAUUGAGUCUACACUACUCUCAAUUUCCUAGUUAUCUUAUAUCUGUUAGGUAAGCCUAAUCUACAUCUCGACCUUGAUCCUGAAAAUUACAUUCCCAAGCACUUUUCUCUUUAUUUUCAUUCAGAACAAUCUCUAUGCUCUUAAACAUUUUUAUAUGAUCGGGAAUAAAAGAAAGAGACCAUAGGCUGAUUUGUAAAAAAAUUUAAUAACAAUAAUAAAACCACUUGCAAGUGGUAAAACCAGUUUUAUUUUAUAAAACUAAAUCUUUUAUGCAACAACAGCAUUUCACAACAGCUAGAAACAUGAUUAAGUCGAUAUUGUCUAUGAAAAUUGUAUUUUUACUUGAUUAACUUUAUAGACAAAAAUACGUACAACAUUUUAAUGAACACAGAUAUAUAAAAGCCUUGAAACGCUGUAACAGUUUUAUCAGUAACUCUCUAUUUUCGUUGUACCUAACAGUUAGGUCUCCAAGCUAUAGUACGAGUGGCAAGCCUUACAGGUUCCAAACAAAACAAAUCAGCAGUCUGGGUACGAAACAGAAUUGAACCUGACUUUCUCGUUGCUCAUACCUUAGCUUAGAUAUUAAAAUUAAGAAAGUAAUGCUAGGUGAUAAAACAUUUGAAUCAUACAGUAAGUUAAAAUUAUUUCAAAAGUCUAACUUAUUAAAAAAAAGGCAUACAAAAUAUUGCUUUCAUUAAAAUGAAGUUUUAUCAAAACUGAGUUUUGAGGUAGCAUUAAGGUUAGGCACAGAGAAGUAUACAGAGAAAACAUGCUUAUGGAACAACCAUGCGCUUUUAGCUCUGGAAUGGUGUGGCGGAAAUAUAUUAGUACCGAGCAAGGAAGAGCCCGAACGGAUAUUGUUUACAACAGCAGUUGUAGCGCACAGGCUCCUAUAGCGUGAGCGCUGUAAUGGUGAGGAAAAAGAGAGCGGAAAGGAACUUCCAAUAGCUUUUUAACUAGACACGACUUAAGUGUACCAUGAAAUAUUUCCUCUGUAUCUUACUUCUCUGUAGGUUAGGCCUUAUGUGACACAAAAAUAUUGCUUAAUUAAUCAAUCAAAAUAUAUUCUAGCCAUUAAUUUUUUUUAGGUAAUGGCUUAUCACACACUUAUAGUGUUAUUGAAGCUGGGCAUUGUAAUAAGAUCACAGAUAAGCACUACUAAACCUUUACACCCAAACUUGUAGGUAAACACUUCAAAUCCUAUUUUCCCCAUGCAUUUUGAAGAGGUUAACAUGUAAGUGGUUGUAACGCUGUUUACAAUUCACAAUGCCAUUCACCAAACAACUAUUUAUCUUUGCCUAAAUUGUUAUGUCCAACACACGAACCUUAGUGUCAACCACAAUCUCUGCAAUGUAUUUCACAUUUUAGUUUCAUGCACUGUAGUUUCUUGUUUUAAUGAUUAAUUAUUAUAUAUAAAAUACUUUGUGAACAUCUCAAACAACUAAAUUCAAUGAGUCUGCUUACAGAGAGAAAAGUAUUACUUGUUAUAUUUAAUACUAACUUAACUGGUCAUCAGUUUUAUUGUAUAAGGCAGAACAUAGUUGUCAUAUAUUGGUUAAGAACACUCAUAUUUCAUGUAACAUACAGGAAUGAUUCAACAUACUACUUCAUGGAAAUGCUGGGAUAAAACAAAUUAUUUAGGUUAUACUUUCCUUUGUCUGUUAAAGAAAACUAUUACCAUUGGUUUGUAUAUACACUACAGUAAUGUAAAAAAUGUAUAUUGCUAACCUAAAUUAAUAAACAUGUUUUCUUUCA